Salvia miltiorrhiza (redroot sage) is the source of this 803-nucleotide messenger RNA. RefSeq lists its product as uncharacterized. Bases 107 to 607 code for a protein of 166 amino acids. Gene Ontology annotation, cellular component: Golgi apparatus. Lineage: Eukaryota; Viridiplantae; Streptophyta; Magnoliopsida; Lamiales; Lamiaceae. The record is from RefSeq and is a predicted model, not a curated record. Gene Ontology annotation, biological process: Golgi organization. The transcript is spliced from 4 exons.
UCUUUUCAGAUCUAGCGGCUGGCAUUAUUUUCUAAUUGAAAGUUAAAACAAUCUACAAUCUAGGUGCUUGGCUGAUGAAGCAUCUCUCCUGUUGCUUUAUUCUCUAAUGCACGGAAAUUCAUACUUUUUGGAGUAUAUUUUGGUGCGAACAGAUCUGGAUACACUGUUGAUGCCCAUGUUGGAAACUUUAUAUAAUGCUCCAAGAAGAACGCCCAAUCACAUAUAUAUGGUUCUGAUAGUCCUUCUUAUACUUAGCCAAGAUUCCUCUUUCAAUGCCAGCAUUCACAAACUGAUGCUUCCUAAUGUUCCAUGGUAUCAAGAACGUCGCCUUCAUCAAACUUCUCUUGGUUCCCUAAUGAUCAUAAUUUUGGUUAGGACUGUGAAAUAUAACCUCUCUAAACUGAGGGUGAGACUAGAUGCUAUGCUUCCAGCCUAUUUUUCUCUUUUUUUAGACAUUGUAGAGUUUAUCCUUUCAAAUAUCAUCUUGUUAGAUUAUGACAAUUCCUUAUCAUCUGGAGGUUGUCCUGAAAAUAUAAUCUCAUUGAACUCAAACUUUUUCUUUUCCUUUUCUAUGAGUUUAGAUGUCCAUAACACAAAGCAAGCAUAGACGAUAACUUGUAAUACAAUGGAAUAAUUAAUGUUUAGAAGUUAUAUGGUUAUAUAGUUCUUUGCCAUUUUUAUUGCAACAUGAUAUCUAUCUUCACACUAAUUGCCUGGCAACUUUGUCAAAUAUGGCACCAAAUGUUAACCGUCUGAGUGCAUAUGCAUCACAACAGUUGGUCAGCCUUUUUGACAUGCUUUCA